This is a messenger RNA of Lottia gigantea (owl limpet), 510 nucleotides long. RefSeq lists its product as hypothetical. Bases 1 to 510 code for a protein of 169 amino acids. NCBI's taxonomy places the organism in Eukaryota, Metazoa, Mollusca, Gastropoda, Lottiidae. The transcript has 3 exons. The record is from RefSeq and is a predicted model, not a curated record.
AUGGUUUUGGAAGCUGGUUCAAAUCCGAUAGAAACAAUUAAACACCCUGGGGAAUUCGACACAAUGUUGAAAACAGUUUUAUAUUCUAAAGAUUUCGAUUCAGUCUCGGGUUGGAUACCCGAUGUUGGCGAUGGAAGUGUUUUAAAAGAACCGGUAAGAAAUCUUGCAAAUGAUGCGGCUUUAGCCAGAGUGAGAGUUGUUGCUCGAAACACAAUAAAAAGAGUGGCACGAGCAGCUAGUCCUGGAUUCGAAAAACGAGUACUUCAGUAUAACAAUGUUGUUGAGAAUAAUAAUAGAGAAAUCAAUGAUGAUCAGAUAUUCUUUGGAGAGAAUGCUUCAAAUUCAAAAUUAGAAAUAACGAAUCUCCAACUUUAUAUACCUGUCAUAAAACCACCAAUUGAAGUAGAAUCGAGAACAUUCAACAUGUUGACUAAAGAUAUUGAAAUAGCCUUUCUUCGUCGUAACACGAAAUGGUCUACCACUUUCCGCUUUAGGAUAUUCGCUGUCUAA